Gloeophyllum trabeum ATCC 11539 is the source of this 1425-nucleotide messenger RNA. RefSeq lists its product as uncharacterized. Lineage: Eukaryota; Fungi; Basidiomycota; Agaricomycetes; Gloeophyllales; Gloeophyllaceae. The transcript is spliced from 3 exons. The record is from RefSeq and is a predicted model, not a curated record. Bases 1 to 1425 code for a protein of 474 amino acids.
AUGGAGAUACGGGUGUCCAUCGAGUUCUGGUUUCUCUACACCUUCGUUGCGCUCUUCUUCCUGUGUGGGAUGGUAUUGGUCUUCUAUUACCGGAUUGUCCCUGCUAUCAGGGCGAUCUCUUGGUUUGCUCCAUCUGGCCACCACGCGGUACCCGCUGUGCAAGGUACAGGCGCUCGUGCGUCGAUCAUGUCUUGGUAUACAUGGUGCGAAGAUAACUCCGUUUACUCCAAGAGCACACGCGAUUACAAAGCAUGGAUAAAGGGACAGUGUGUCGCCUUCAUCCAACUCCCAGUCAGGCUUAAAGCCUCCCUCGUCCGGCUCCGCCCUCCCAAACCCUCCUUCAAAGGGUUCCUCACCACGCCCUCGGGCACGGCUCUCCCGCUCUCCUACUCUACAGACACCGCCUCCCCUCCCCCCAGCCGCCUCUCCCGCUUCCUCCACUCCCUUCGCGUGCGGCUCAGCUUCACCUAUCGGGGCAAGCAGCCCGACACGCGCAGAUUCAGCGGCAAAACAUGGCUCGCGUACGUCAAGCAGAGCAUAGGACUCGAAGAGCCAGCGCGCAAGGCCACAGUACCCAUCGUGCCCCUGUCGGCCAUAUCCCCGCUCUUCACGCCCAUCGCGCAAACGCCCACGCUCGUCAACCAGUGGACCGCGCCCGCCAUUCGUGCGCCUCCACGCGUCCACAUGCAGCUCAGGUCUAGCAAGCGCGCGAGCUGGCCGGUCCCUCCGCUCAAGGCGACCCCGCCGCCCGCCGGCAACCCCAUGUACCGCGUGGCGCUGAAGACUGGGCAUGGAAGGCGCAGCAGCCUGCCUGCGAGCUGGAAGGUGGAGAGACCUGUGGCGGCCGAGUCCGUCGCAGACACGGAUAUUGCGUAUGCCGCUGUCCUGUUCGAAGACCCUCGGGAGGUGUCCGUUCCUGAAGUCGUCAAGGAGGCCAGAGAGACUUGGGCUGUAGAGCCAGUUAUCCGCAGGGAACACGCGCCCGUCAUUGUCAUCUCCCUCCCUACUGAGGAAUCCUUGGUCGCGGAGGAAAUAAAGCCCAUUCUCACCACUAGCACGCCCGACUCCGACUCCGAUGCUUCCUCUUCCGCCGAGUCGUCCACCGACGGCGACGACGUCUCUACCAUCGUCGCGCAGCUUCCGGAGCUUCCAUCCAAGCCCACCAUAGAUGAGACGGAGACGGGCAAGAAGCGCGUGCGCCGCCAGCAGCCCGUCCUCGGGCGCGUCGCUAUUCCCGUCCCUUCCCCCAAGAAGGCUGCGACGGAGACGAAGAAGUUCAAGCGCCACGCGGAGGCGCAGUGCCCGAAGGCUGCUGGUGUUACCAGGCCUGCCAUGGUCAAGAAGGCUGGUGUUGGACGGGGCGUCGGGAGGGGCGCCGGUGUAGUUGGAGGAGUGCGUGCCCCCAAGAACGUCGGAUGGCGUUAG